AUGGGAAGGAUAGCCGUAGCGGCGCUGGCCACCGGCGCCGCCGCGCUGCGGCCGACCCUGCCGGUAACACCGGCGCGCGCGCGCGGCCGGGUCGCUACGAAGAUGGUCAUCGACCCGAGCCACGCGCACGACCUCAUGACGGCGCACGUCGGCCACGACUGGGGCUCGACGUUCCAGAUGGCCGCCAUCCAGGGGCGGACCUGCGUCGACGACACGGGGUGGUGGUGGUGCUUUUGCGGCGUCCUUUUAUUCUCUUCGCGUUGUUCGCGUUGGCAUCGCGUGCCACGUCCACGUCGCGUCGAUGGCGCCACGUGCCACGCCAUCGACGCGAUGCCCCACGCAGCACGAUCCAGAACGGCGUCGAGGGCCUCAUCGCCGGUUUGCACGACGUUUUGCACGACAAUCUCGGAAUCGAGAACGGCUCCUGGGGCCUGUCCAUCAUUUUGUUCACGGCCUUUUUAAGGACGCUCAUCUUCCCGCUCAACUACAUCUCGUACGAGGCGACGGAUCGGAACAAGGCCCUGAAGCCCUACAUGGAUAAAAUUAGGGAGCGCUACGCGGAAGAUCAACAAAGUAUGAACUUGGCUACAGCUAAGUUGUAUGAGAUGACGGAGACGAACCCCUUGGCUGGCUGCCUGCCGGCGAUCGCGCAGAUUCCGGUUUUUAUCGCCUUGUAUCGAUCUAUCCUGAACCUCGCCUUCGAGAAGCGCAUCGGCGAGGGUUUCCUCUGGCUGCCGAACCUGGAAGGCCCGACCUACGACAACGGCCGCGGCCUCCAGUGGCUCACGGACAACUGGGUCGACGGCGUGCCGCCGUUAGGGUGGCAUGACACGCUUUGUUUUCUCGCACUGCCCGCCGCGCUGGUGGUCGCGCAAAGCAUCUCGAUGAAGGUGCUGUCGCCGCCGCCGGACCCGAACGACAAGGCCGCGCAGAACGCGAAUCGCGUUUUGAAGUACCUGCCGCUCAUGAUCGGCUACUUCAGCGCGAACGUGCCCGCGGGCCUCGGCCUCUACUGGAUGACGUCGAACGUGUUCUCCGUGGCGGGCUCGCUCGGGGCCAAGGCCUACCUCAAGCAGAACCCGCCGAAGUUGGAUGUUGAACUAAAAGAGUUAGGAAUCGACGACGAGUCCGCGGGCGUGAAGAUCCCGGCGACGCUCGAGGAGGCUUUAGUGGAUGCGCGCCUGAACGCGCAACCUAUCCGCGCGCCGAUCCGCCCCGGCAUCAACGCCGUCCCGGCGUUCCUCGCCGUCGACGUCGGGGAUUUGGACGUGGGCGUCUCGGACGAGAUCGCGUUCGUCGACGAGAUACAAUUUGUCGACGAGAUGCCCGACCCGGCGCCCGAGGCGCCGGUGGCCGCGCCGGCGCCGCAGGCGGCCGCCGCGGACACGUCGUCGGUGAACGAGCUCUACUCGCGGUAGGCGCGGACGUGUGGAUACCCCCUUCCCCUCCUCUCCCCGCGUAUAAGAGUUCCGAACGUCUUCCUGUCACAUCGACGGCAUCGCUCAGGCCUUACGGGUUUUUCAAACUUUGCGCCAUACUUUGAUCGCCCUAGGACCCGCGUUGCUCGCACGAGCGCACGCGCAAUUAGUUUGAGCAGUGGCCCUCCUGAUCGGUGGCGAGAACCGGCCGAAACCGCGGUCUAAGAGGCCCGAUUGAGAAACUUUGACCCAGGGCGCCGCGGCGCGUUCGGCGACGACGUGGCGCCGCCGACACGACUCCAGCCCGCGCCAGCGACGACGCGCCGCGCGCCGGCGCCGGCGACGAAACGCCGCGCGCCGGCACCCGCUCCGAGGUCGGCGCCCGCGCAGCCGCAGCGGUCGGCGGGCGUGCAAGCCUGGGCCGCACAGCUCGACCGCUGCGGCUGGGGAGAUGCCGAGCUGAAGCGAUUGCUCCCGGAGCCGAUCUCCCGCGGGGACGACGCGUUCUUACCGGUCCACGAGAAAGUCCUCCACGCCUUCGAGCUGGUCAGACCGGAGCAAGUGAAGUGCGUCGUCGUCGGUAUGUGCCCCUACAAGAACCGCGACCAGGCGUGCGGCCUCGCGCUCAGCUCGCCGAUCGGCGCCAAGAAGCCGCCGACUUUGACGCACUGGAUCUUUGGACACCUCAAGGACGAGUCGAUUAACGGCGGUCUCGGCUUCCACGGGCGGAAGCCGUCGCACUGCGACCUGACGGCCUGGUCGACCCGCGCCGGGGUGCUCCUCCUGAACGCCACGCUACAAGGUCAUAAGAGGGGCGAGGACGCGUGGCGCCCGUUCAUCAGCCGUGCGAUCCAGAUCGUCUGUGGACACACGUGCGGCUUUAUCUUCAUGGGCAACGACCACCCUCGCCGACUCGCUUCCGCCGUCGUGGGAAGGUCGCGGGCUUGCGUCGUCGCGACGCCAUACCCGGCUCAGUUCACGCGCGACGAUUUCAACGCGCUCCAGCCCUUCGCCAGCGUCAACCGCAAGCUCGUCGCGGCCGGCGCGGAGCCGGUGCGCUGGAACGCGCUGCUCGACUAG
Pelagomonas calceolata is the source of this 2498-nucleotide messenger RNA. The record is from the annotation of a GenBank genome assembly. NCBI's taxonomy places the organism in Eukaryota, Pelagophyceae, Pelagomonadales, Pelagomonadaceae.